Musca vetustissima is the source of this 534-nucleotide messenger RNA. RefSeq lists its product as uncharacterized. The transcript is spliced from 3 exons. The record is from RefSeq and is a predicted model, not a curated record. Bases 67 to 528 code for a protein of 153 amino acids. Lineage: Eukaryota; Metazoa; Arthropoda; Insecta; Diptera; Muscidae.
AUGUGUACAGUAAUAAUAAUAAUAAAUUAUUAAUAUUGUUUGUUUGUGUUGUUGUCGAGUCGAACUAUGUCUAAGCGCAAUAUUGCCUAUAUAAAACCACAAGAUCCAUCCUUUUUAGCAAAACUAAAGCAAGAAAUUGGUUACAAAGAGGGGCCAAACGUCGACACAAAGAGACAAAAACUUGAGAAUUUGGAGGACAAUAUUUCGGACAGUGACGAACCAGAACGUGAGGACGAAAAACCAUUGGUUGUGGUGUUAAACUCUGGUGAUCUUACUGCGCAAGAAGCUGAGGCGGAACAAAAACGUUUGGCCAAAGAAGCCGCUGAAGCCCGCGCUGAUUUAAGUAAGCCCAUAGUCUUUCGUAAAAAACAUAAUUCUAAAGAGGGUUCAGAUAUAGCACUAGAGACAUCAUCAUCAUCGAAAUCAACAAAGUCGUCAAAUAAGGACGAGAAGCGCAAAAAAUCGGACAACAAAAAAAGUAUAAAGUUAUCCUUCAACGCUGACGAAGAGGAGCAGGAGGAGGACUAGUAGGCA